This is a messenger RNA of Symbiodinium natans, 534 nucleotides long. Lineage: Eukaryota; Dinophyceae; Suessiales; Symbiodiniaceae. The record is from the annotation of a GenBank genome assembly.
AUGGCAAAGCCAAGCAACCUGGUGACGAGGAUCUCGGACAACUCGGAUUGCGCGGAAGAAGACGAUCUCUGGGCAGAGGACUCAGAUUACGGAAUUUCGGAUCGCCAACUUGAGGAGCUUGCGCUGGGUUGGCAGAAACACUCUCGAGAAAGAACGGACUUCGAUGCCGGAGGGGACGAGGGACCAGGAGGUGGUGCCUGGACAACCUUGCUUGCUCAUCUGUCGCGACUGCAAGACCUAACGCCUUGUUCAUCGGUGUGUUCGACUAUGCCUUGCACGAGCCCACAUGCCAACGCUGCACCGCGAACCUCGUCUAGGCACAAAGAGACAGUCGAAUCGAUGUCAUCCAUAUCUGGUGCGCGGCAUAUGUCGCAGCAAGCCGUUGAUGAGUACUUGGAGCUCGUGACGAAAGAGGAGGAGGUGCGGUUCCAUCAUGUCCCACGGCCCCCACUGCAAGUCGAGUAUUUUCAGCUGGACAAGGACAACGGUGAGGCUGUGGACAAGCUUCCUGUUUCCAGCUCGUGCCAGACGUGA